This is a messenger RNA of Penicillium paradoxum, 390 nucleotides long. Its product is annotated as hydrophobin family protein. Gene Ontology annotation, cellular component: fungal-type cell wall. NCBI's taxonomy places the organism in Eukaryota, Fungi, Ascomycota, Eurotiomycetes, Eurotiales, Aspergillaceae. Gene Ontology annotation, molecular function: structural constituent of cell wall. The transcript has 3 exons. The coding region runs from base 1 to 390 and encodes 129 amino acids. The record is from RefSeq and is a predicted model, not a curated record.
AUGAAGUUCUCUAUCCUCUCCGUACUUACCCUCGUCGGCGCCGGCAUGGUGUCCGCCCGCGCCACUGUCGUGAAGCGUUCGGAUUCUCCUACGAGCCAUGCUAGCGCUGCUGCCGCCGCUCUCUCUGGGGACAAGGUCAGCGAUGAGUCUGCUACCGCAGAUUGCGUCGGACCUCUCCUCUGCUGUGGCACUCUCACUACUCCUCUCGAUCCCCUUGUCGACCCCCUCUUGUUGGCCCUUGGUAUUGAUGUCGCCAACAUUGUUGGAUCCAUUGGUCUUCUCUGCCACGGCUACGAGGAAGCCACUUGCGAGACCGAGCCCCAGUGCUGUACCGAGGCCAACCUCCUGGGUGGCACCCUUGCUCUCGGAUGCGCGGAUCUCAAGAACUAA